UGGAGCAUAGACUCUCCCCGACCUUUCUCCCGGAGAGUGGAAUCGGUAGCUGUGCCUCGGUUCAACAUGAAGAACACAAGCCGUGCUCAAGCUGUAGGCGUUCCUGUCCAGUCGAUCAGAUAUGCAGCCGAAAUGUGUGGAAAGUCUGCAGUCGUCACGGAGCUCAAGAGACUGUGCCUUCAACCCACCUCGUACGAGUCCUCCCAGUACAAACAAAAAGCGGAUGCACCUGUUGAUUGGAUGAGAAAGUUCAGCAAAAAAGCGGACGGCUAUCUGAAAGGCAUCAAAGAUCAUGUGAGUUUAGGGCCCAAAAUCUCAGAGACUGUGAAGGGAAAAUUGAGCUUGGGUGCAAAGAUCCUUCGAGCUGGAGGUGUCGAAAGAGUUUUCAGAAAAAAUUUCUCAGUCGAAAGAGGAGAAAAGCUGCUGCAGGCAUUCCAGUGCUAUCUGUCAACCACAGCUGGUCCCAUAGCAGGGCUGCUCUUCAUUUCAACUCACAAGAUCGCCUUCCGCAGUGAUAGAUCAAUCAGAGUUACUUCUCCCAGAGGAAAUUUGGUCAGAGUUCCUUACAAGGUUUUGAUCCCAGUAGGAAGGGUGAGAAGAGCCAGCCUGUGUGAGAACUCACAGAAGCCUAACCAAAAGUACAUCCAGAUAGUGACUGUGGAUGAGUUUGAGUUCUGGUUCAUGGGAUUUCUCAGCUAUCAGAGAUCUUUGAACUACUUGAGAAGAGUGAUUUCAAAAUCACAAGUAGGAGUUUUGCAGUGAAUCCAUUCAUCAGAGUUGGAGACUGCUUUCUACUGUUUUUUGUACAUUUCAAGUGGAGAAAAUGUCACAACUUCUUGUUGUAGUUGGUACUGAAACUGCUCUCAAUUUCUCAGAAGAAGUCAGGAUCAAUGCUGUUCUUGAAAUAGAAUCCUUCAUCAUGCAAUUCUUCCCCAACUCGUCCAUGCUGACGACUUGGAGCAAUGGCACUUUCCUAGCAUUCCUGCAUUGAUUGAACGAGUCUGAAGAACUCAGACAAUCUUCAAAACUCAUCCAUUCCUUAGCCUUCUCCAUGGCAUGCAUAAAAGCAAA
Musa acuminata subsp. malaccensis (wild Malaysian banana) is the source of this 1071-nucleotide messenger RNA. Its product is annotated as GEM-like protein 4. NCBI's taxonomy places the organism in Eukaryota, Viridiplantae, Streptophyta, Magnoliopsida, Zingiberales, Musaceae. The record is from RefSeq and is a predicted model, not a curated record.